This is a messenger RNA of Phragmites australis (common reed), 1883 nucleotides long. Its product is annotated as pentatricopeptide repeat-containing protein At5g61800-like. The record is from RefSeq and is a predicted model, not a curated record. Bases 5 to 1429 code for a protein of 474 amino acids. Gene Ontology annotation, biological process: RNA modification. The transcript is spliced from 2 exons. Gene Ontology annotation, molecular function: protein binding; RNA binding. Lineage: Eukaryota; Viridiplantae; Streptophyta; Magnoliopsida; Poales; Poaceae.
CAAAAUGGCGGCACCUCCCGACCCGCCACCGCUCAACCUCCCUCCGCCCUACAACUCCCUCCCCCGCCUCCUCCGCCACCACCGCCUCCCUCUCCGCCACCUCCUCGCCGCGCACGCGCUCGCCGCCGUCGCCGGACACCUCUCCCUCCCCGACUCCCGUCCCCAUACCCUCCUCCUCGUCUCCUACUCCCGCCUCGCGCGGCCCCUCCCCGCCGCUCUCCUCCUCCUCUUCCGCUCCUCCCUCCGCCUCUCCGUCGCCCCAACCCGCCACUCCCUCCCACUCGCCAUCUCCGCCGCAUCCUCCGCGGGCCGCCGAUACCUCCCGCUCGCCCUCUGCCUCCACGCCGUCGCGGUGGCACGCAACCUCCUCCUGUUCCCGCACGUCGCCAACGCUCUCGUGUCACUCUACGCCAGGCACGCGCUCCCAGACUACGCGCGCAGGGUGUUCGACGGGAUGCCCGCGCCGGACGUCGUCUCCUACAACGCCCUGGUGCACGGGUACAUCAGAGCCGGGCGGUUGGCGCUCGCGCGGGAGGUGUUCGAGGGGAUGCCCGUUCGGGACGCCACGUCGUGGGGCACGGUCGUCGCUGGGUGCGCCAAGGCUGGGCGGCUGGAGGAGGCGGUGGCUCUGUUCGACAAGAUGACGGAGGAGGGGUUCACGCCCGACGACGUCGCGCUGGCCGCGAUGCUUUCGUGCUGCGCACAGCUUGGCGCCCUGGAGAAAGGGCGGGAGGUGCACGAGUAUGUCAAGCAGAGCAAGCCCCGGCCGAACGUGUUCUUGUGCACGGGGCUCGUUCAUCUCUACGCCAAGUGCGGGUGCGUCGAGGCUGCGAUUGAGGUGUUUGAGGCGUGCCCCGAGAGGAACGUGUUCACGUGGAACGCGCUCGUCGUCGGGCUGGCGAUGCACGGUCAUGGAACAGUGGCGCUAGAGUACUUCGACCGGAUGCUGGCUGAGGGAAUUCAGCCAGACGGGGUCACUUUUUUGGGAGUGCUGAUUGGUUGCAGCCACGCCAGCCUUGUGGGCAUGGCAAGGCGGGUCUUUUGCGAGAUGGAGGGCGUGCACAAUGUUCCCCGGGAGCUGAAGCACUACGGGUGCAUGGCUGACCUGCUUGGUCGGGCUGGACUCAUCGAGGAAGCCAUGGACAUGGUCAGGACAAUGCCCAUGGAAGGGGACACUUAUGUGUGGGGAGGUAUACUUGCUGGCUGUAGAAUUCACCAGAAUGUGGAGGCUGCGGAGGUUGCAGCCCGGCAUCUGUUGGAACUGAACCCAGAUGACAGUGGGGUGUACUCUGCCAUGGCUGGGAUCUAUGCAGAUGCAGGUAGAUGGGACGAUGUUGCCGAGAUCAGGAAAUUGAUGGAUGAAAGGAUUCAUAGGAGGAAUGUUGGCUGCAGUUCAGUUAUGACAGAUCAAAAAGAUGGUAUAUGCUGAGCUGACCCGGGCAUCACCCUAACAGUGUGAAUCAAAGGAAGGAAUCACAGUGAAAAUUUUGCCAAGGACUGGAAGGAAUCACAAUGAAAAUUCUGCCAAGGACGCAAGGGCUCAACCUCUGUAUUUUGCCAAACCUUAUGCUGCCAAUGUGAAGCUGAUGACUGAGAGCCAUCUUGGCAUAAUCUGAUGGCUACUUUCAUGCAUGGCAUUACAGAUCAUUAACUUUGUGGCAACCUGAUUCUCUUGUUGGAUCAAAUGCGGAUUCCGAUAUUGAGGAAGGCAGCACAUGAACUGAAGAGGGACAGGAAUAAUUCUGGGCACAGUGCAGCUAUUAUUUUUCUCAUGGCUAGUGGGCUGGUCCAGCCCCACUGUUUCUCAGGAAAUAGAAUCUGAAAGAUGAGUGUAGCUCAAACUCUGCAGAUUUCUCAAUUUACCCCCUUUUUGUGAGAGUGUA